CGGCUGGUUCAGUCCCUGCCCUGGCCGGGUUUAGUUGCGCUCCGCCGCGCACGGUGCCGGGCUGCUGCCGCUGCUCCUUUCCCCGCGCUGCUGGAGCGCUGCCUGGGGGAGGCGGCUGCUCCCCCUGCCCCCGGGGCUCGGAUGGACGCAGUGGUCCUGGGCAGCGGCCCCGGGCUGCUGCUGGCGCUGGGCCUAGCAGUUUUCAACUGUGUGGUUGCCAGCUGGAACGUGACUGCUGACUACGGAGUGAAGAAGCCCGUAUGCAGCUUUCCGGAGGAAUGUACAGAUAAUAUCACGCAGUUGCGGCGGAGAGGGCACUUUUCUAAGUGCCCCGAGGAAUACAAGCAUUACUGUGUCAAAGGGCGAUGUCGAUAUGUCAUGUCGGAAGAGAUACCAGCUUGCGUCUGCGAGAAAGGCUACACAGGCGCAAGAUGCGAGCGAGUGGACAUAUUCUACUUGAGAGGAGAUCAAGGCCAGAUGGUAGUGAUUUGCUUGAUCGUCGCCAUGGUGGCGCUGAUCGGCCUGGUAAUAUGCAUAUGCAUGUGCAGUCAUCACUGUCGGAAGCGCCGCAGGAGGAGCAAGGAAGAAGAAAUGGAAACAUUGGAGAAAGAUUUGCCUACCAAACAGGAGGAUGUCCUAGAGACGGACAUUGCAUGAAGGUUACUGAAGGCACCUGCGGGCAGGUUCCACACAGCACAAUGUCUUGCUCUAUGGGAGAGGGACACAGAAGGGCUAUUGCCCAGAUAAUAAAUGCAGAUGAAUAACAGGUGUUUUUACAUUGUUUAUUUGUAGCUAUGUCUUGUGAAAACAAAGGGCACAAGCACCAUUGAAAGUCUUCUCCUAAAUCUUUUAGCCUUAAUACGUUUUAUCAAGUGUAGCUAAUGUUUAUCAGAAUAACUGAUAGGUUUUUCGUAGCAAAUUAAUGAGUUAUGGUUCUGGCAUAUGUAAAGAGUAUUUUGUGUCAGGGGUUCCCAAUCCAUGUUACUGUUUGAUCACAUGCCAUUGCUUCCACAGAACUCUGCCUCAUUCAGUGCACAGGAUGGACUGUGCACUAGGAAAGAAACAUGGUUAUGUAGUGAAGGAGGCUGUUGUCUGUCGGGCCCCUGCCUCGCUUGUAGCAGUUGAAAGGUGUGUAGUGGAUGAGGCAGGAAUUACAGGGAGAGAAGGAAUGGGCUCCUGGUGAAGGCAGUUGGAUGCUGCCCUGGAGAAUUGGAUUCUAGCCCUUCCUUUGCCACAGAAUUCCUAUGUGAUGCUGGACGAGUCACUUACACCAAAAUGCUCAGUUGGCCAUGAAUUGUGUUUCCUGUUUUCUGGGUGCCCUGUUGGAGAUACCUGGGACCAGAUUUGCAGAAGUGCUGAGCACUCAGAUCUGCAGCUGAAAUUAGUUGGAGUUGUGCUUUCAACAUCUCCAAUGCUGUAUAAUGCUAAGUUCUCUGGAAGAUCACAUGGUGGGCCUCGCAAACUGGGCACCCAAAGUUAAUGGAUACUCGAUAAUGAUCUUAAUCUCUUUGCCUCGGAUCCCCAGCUGUAAAACUGUAGUCCCCGCCCCGAAGCACGGAGGCACUAGUGUCAAUUUAACAGCUGUAAGAAUUUUUUUUAACUUGGGCAAAACAAAAUUUUUCCUAAUCUUGUCAUCAGAAACAGCUGAACCAUUUUAGCUGAAACUUUCCAAAAUAGAAACACCCAGCAUGGAAAGUCUCGGACCAAACAGUUAGUCUUACAAAGUUACAAGUAACUGAAAACAAUCGUAUAAGGGAAAGUAUAGGUAGGCAUGGCAGUAUUAGACUUUUAUUUUUGAUUUUUACGGGUGGUAAUGUUUAUUUUUAAGAAUAUUUUUCCAAUUUUUAUCUAUUUCAGUUUUCAGUUGUGGGAAAUUAUGGGAAGGCCAGAUAAUAGGAGGGGCCAGACAAUAAAUAUUUAAUCGGUAGAUCUUGAGAUUCAAAAAGCUAGUUUUAUAACCAUUAAAGCACACAUUGUCAACAUCACAUGCCAAAAUAUACAAAGUAAAUAUCCUUACAUUAAACUCUAAGUUCCCAGCA
Molecule: messenger RNA, 2039 nt
Organism: Caretta caretta (loggerhead turtle)
Lineage: Eukaryota; Metazoa; Chordata; Testudines; Cheloniidae
Gene: BTC
Product: betacellulin
Biological process (GO): epidermal growth factor receptor signaling pathway; positive regulation of mitotic nuclear division; positive regulation of cell population proliferation
Molecular function (GO): epidermal growth factor receptor binding; growth factor activity
Source: RefSeq, a predicted model, not a curated record